GUCUACGUGGGUUAGUCGCCAUGGUUAUGAGGUUUUUUCCUUCAUUGCCAAAGAUUUUUGCUUUAAUUUAUAUGGAAAGAAAGAAAGAAAAAAUAUUAAGCAAGUGUGGAUGAACCUGUCGUGGGUUCACACUUAAAAAUCAGGAAGAAUCAUCAUCAUCAUCAUCUGCUUUCAGAUACUUUCCCAUAUAUAAAAAGAUCCCUUCUUCUCGCCUUCUCUCUAUAGAAUCUUUCCCCUUCCCUCCACUAAUCAUCUUCUGCCAUCGAAAUUACCCCACUCCCAUAAAAACCCAGAGUUUUUUUCAUCUUGGUUUGUUCAAUGUUUAUAUAGAAGCAAACCCUUUUCUUUAACCAAGCGUUUUUCUUUUGAUUUUCCAUGGUCAUGGAGCCUCACCCACCACCCAAAAACUUCCUAACUCGGCUCAACUCAGCCGUGGCCAAUAGCCGGGUCGGGAAACGCUUCAAGCUAUCCGAACGGAACUCGACUUUCACGACCGAGUUGCGGGCUGGCACCGCCACGUUCCUGACCAUGGCCUACAUCUUAGCCGUCAACGCUUCCAUCCUCGCCGACUCCGGAGGUCCCUGCAGCGUCUCGGAUUGCGUCCCUCUGUGUUCUGACCCUUCCGUUCCGUUAUCCAACUGCACAGGGUCAACUCAACGAGUGGUCCAGCCCGACGUGUCGUGUAAAUUCGACCCGGUCAACCCGGGUUACGCUUCGUGUUUGGAGAAAGUACGUAAAGAUCUCAUAGUGGCGACCGUCGCUUCUUCUCUUAUUGGCUGCGUAAUUAUGGGUGCUUUCGCGAAUUUACCCCUGGCUUUGGCACCGGGUAUGGGGACAAAUGCGUAUUUUGCCUAUACCGUGGUCGGGUAUCAUGGGUCGGGUAAUGUCCCUUAUAAGAGUGCUUUAGCAGCAGUUUUUAUAGAAGGGUUAAUUUUUCUGUUCAUCUCAGCUGUCGGGUUCCGGGCCAAGUUAGCUAAGUUGGUUCCUAAACCGGUUCGGAUCAGUUCCUCCGCGGGUAUCGGGCUUUUCCUCGCUUUUAUCGGGUUGCAAAAUAACCAAGGGAUCGGGUUAGUUGGGUAUAACCCGUCGACCCUUGUGACUCUUGGAGGCUGCCCGAGUUGGUCUCGGACUUCGGUUGCCCCGGUUUUAACGACAGCUAACGGAACCGUUAGUUUAUUGCCUGGAGGUACUGUAUCAGGUGACAUUUUUUGUUUACGUGACAGAAUGGAGAGUCCCACAUUAUGGCUUGGAAUUGUAGGUUUUGUGAUUAUAGCUUAUUGCUUGGUGAAAAAUAUAAAAGGUGCUAUGAUUUAUGGUAUAGUAUUUGUAACCGCCGUCUCAUGGUUUCGUCACACCAAAGUUACGGCUUUUCCCGACACUGUUGCCGGUGAUGCAGCCCAUGAGUAUUUUAAAAAGGUUGUUGAUAUCCAUUUAAUUGAAAGUACAGCUGGGGCAUUGAGUUUUAAAACUAUAGGUAAAGGUUACUUUUGGGAGGCUUUGGUCACGUUCUUAUAUGUUGACAUAUUAGACACAACUGGUACGUUAUAUUCAAUGGCUAGAUUCGCCGGUUUUACGGACGAAAAUGGUGAUUUCGAGGGCCAAUACUUUGCUUUCAUGUCCGAUGCCAUGUCAAUCGUCGUCGGAUCAUUGCUCGGAACAUCUCCGGUGACGGCAUUCAUUGAAUCAUCGACGGGAAUACGAGAAGGCGGACGAACAGGGCUGACGGCGUUGACAGUGGCGGGAUACUUUUUCCUGGCGUUUUUCUUCACCCCACUUUUGGCGUCGAUACCGGCCUGGGCAGUGGGACCGCCGCUAAUCCUGGUGGGCGUGUUGAUGAUGAGAGCUGUGGUGGAAAUUGAGUGGGAUGACAUGAGGCAGGCAAUCCCUGCUUUUGUGACAUUGAUUUUGAUGCCUUUGACCUAUUCAAUAGCCUAUGGUUUAAUUGGUGGGAUUGGAACUUACAUUGUGUUAAACAUUUGGGAUUGGGCGACGGAUUUCUUGGCCAAGCAUGGUGCUAUAGAAAGGAGUGGUGUUGGAGUCAAUGGGGCACACGAGCAAGCAAGGGAAGAUGGAAGUGUAAAAGCAGUUGAACUUGAUCGUGUUUAGGCCGCCAUGGGAGACAACACUUUAAGAGGCUUCUCUUUUGUCUUUUUCAGACAAUUAUCUUGGAAGACCCGUAGACUCGUAGAAAAAAGAAAUAGGAUAAAGGAAAUGGAUUCACAUUUCACACAUAUUAGAGAUAAUUAGUAAAUAUUUUUGCGAAUUUGAUUAUUUAGUUUGAUAUCUCAUUUACGUAUUUGAUCGGGCAAGAGAUAAUGCAUUUGUAAUUGAGUCAAAUAUUCCGGUACACAUAUUUUCUUUUCUAGAAUGAAAGUUCUAUCAAUUUUUUUUUU
Molecule: messenger RNA, 2393 nt
Organism: Theobroma cacao (cacao)
Lineage: Eukaryota; Viridiplantae; Streptophyta; Magnoliopsida; Malvales; Malvaceae
Gene: AZG1
Product: AZA-guanine resistant1
Biological process (GO): adenine transport; transmembrane transport; guanine transport
Cellular component (GO): plasma membrane
Molecular function (GO): purine nucleobase transmembrane transporter activity
Source: RefSeq, a predicted model, not a curated record